Messenger RNA from Hypomesus transpacificus, 1237 nucleotides. Its product is annotated as testis-expressed protein 26-like. The coding region runs from base 198 to 1079 and encodes 293 amino acids. The transcript has 8 exons. Lineage: Eukaryota; Metazoa; Chordata; Actinopteri; Osmeriformes; Osmeridae. The record is from RefSeq and is a predicted model, not a curated record. Gene Ontology annotation, cellular component: cytoplasm.
AAGAACCCUGUCCCAGGUCGGGGCAUUCAUCGCGUUACGAUGCAAACUCCAGAAGCAACAUUUUUCUGUUUGAUGUAAUCACGACUGACUAGGUAGGAUAUGCACAAAUGUAGAAGGAAUUAACGAAGACAUGGUUGCAUUUGGGACUUGUGGCCCUAAAUCAAUUUGGCAACCAACGAGUGUGAGCCUUGACAAAAAUGCCAGCCGUAGAUGAGAAGCCGUGGUGGGAUCCCUAUGAGACAUCUCAGAAAAGAGAUUUUAUUUACCGCCCCAAUUCAUCAACUCAAGUUAUACGCCCUACAACAACAAAAGCCUUCAGAAACCCUUAUUCGUUAUGUGGUCCUGUGGGCUCAACUGUGUACAAUCAGGACUUCCACUGGAAGCCAGUAUGUAAACCAGACUGCAUUCGUACGGGCUCUUCCUCUGGAAACAGGAGAAAUAACCCUCAUCCUAGCCAGUCUUUUAUGGUGUGGAGGCUGCCCAAGGGAUCGAAACAAUUGGCUGCAGAUGGCCAAUCUCAGUGGAAGAACCCUCCCUCUGAGGAGGAACUCCGUAAUACCUUGACAGCUCAGUAUCGCUCCACCUACAGGACAGACUUCCUGGGUGUCCCUCAAGGAUAUCAUAGGAACCAAACCAUUCUUGCUCCCCUGAGCUGCAAACAGCAGGCUCCUUAUUCUAUUCAGACUGAGAUGAGGCACAAUUACCAGGAGCCUAGACAAAAAUCUGCACUUCAAGGCAAUAUGUCCCGAUAUGGCUGCAAUGCUCUACAUGAAGUGGCACCGAAGGGCAUAGUUCCGACUGUUGUUCAUAGUCAUAUCUGCAAUCAGGAAAAUGCAGCACAGUUGACCACCUAUGACAGACACUUUGGAGGGAAAACCACAGAUGUCACCACUGUGCUUGGGGCUCUCCAACCCCAGGAUCUCCAGAAGUUUUACAAACUUGUACCUGAGAGAGAUAAGGAGGUUGUCCAAACGUUCCUGAGCAAAGGAACCCCUUCUAGCCAGGUGAAAAAAGUGACAAAUAUCCCCCCGAAAUUAUCCAAACCAGAAAGGUUGUCUUGCUGGCCUGGUCCCUUGUAGAUGCAGUAACUGUCAACCACAGACCCUCUCAAGUCAAUAAGAGUCUCACUGGAUCUGGAGUGUUGAUGUAGUGUGUGACGGAUCUGGAGUGUGGAUGUAGUGUCAGACAAUAACAGUGUUGUUAUUGAUAAUAAAGUCACUUGAUCUAAUGCAAAGCU